AUGCUACAAGAAGAAUUUUAUGUUGAGGUCAACUCUAAAGUCAUUGACCUAACAUUAGGCAGAAGGGCUCCCGCAAAGGGCUUCGAAGAUAAGAAGGGUUGCUCUGCCAUCAAUGAGAUGAUGACCCAAGAAUACGCCAUCAGCAUCCACAAGUGCAUCCAUGGAGUGGAUUUCAAGAAGCGUGCACCUCAGGUAUUCAAAGAGGUCUGGAAGUUUGUCAUGAAGAUGAGCACCCCUGAUGUGUGCAUUAACACCAGGCUCAACAAAGCUGUCUGGACCAAAGGAAUAAAGAAUGUCCCAUAUCGAAUUCAAGCACGUUUGUCCAGAAAGGGGAAUGAGGAUGAAGAUUCACCAAACCAACUUUAUACGUGGGUUGCCUAUGUGUCCAUCACCACUUUCAAAAAUCUGCAGACAGUCAAUGUGGAUGAGAACUAA
Molecule: messenger RNA, 435 nt
Organism: Sorex fumeus (smoky shrew)
Lineage: Eukaryota; Metazoa; Chordata; Mammalia; Eulipotyphla; Soricidae
Product: 60S ribosomal protein L31-like
Exons: 2
Coding region: 1-435 (144 amino acids)
Biological process (GO): cytoplasmic translation
Cellular component (GO): ribosome; cytosolic large ribosomal subunit
Molecular function (GO): structural constituent of ribosome
Source: RefSeq, a predicted model, not a curated record